AUGUCUCAAAUGCAGAUUCUCAAAAACCGCAAAGAAUACACCCAGGCUCUAAUGCCAGACGGCGUCGUGGUAAUGGAAGGCGUCACAAAGAACUGUCCAAUCUGCAAGGGCAUGCGUCCCGCUGUCGACAACCUCAUCAAGAAGUAUCCUGAUGCCAGGUUCUACAAGUACGACGUUGAUGAGGCGGAGGACAUUGCGCAGGAGCUGGGCGCGAGAAAUGUGCCUAAUUUCAGUGUCUUCAAGGAUGGAUUUAUACAGGAUGGUGUGACGGGGCUGAAGCCGCAGGAGCUGGAGAAGGUGAUCAAGGAGAAUUACGAUGGACAGGUAGUGGGGUGA
Lithohypha guttulata is the source of this 336-nucleotide messenger RNA. RefSeq lists its product as uncharacterized. The coding region runs from base 1 to 336 and encodes 111 amino acids. NCBI's taxonomy places the organism in Eukaryota, Fungi, Ascomycota, Eurotiomycetes, Chaetothyriales, Trichomeriaceae. The record is from RefSeq and is a predicted model, not a curated record. The transcript has 2 exons.